This is a messenger RNA of Clarias gariepinus (North African catfish), 1504 nucleotides long. RefSeq names its product hypoxanthine phosphoribosyltransferase 1 (gene hprt1). Gene Ontology annotation, biological process: guanine salvage; GMP salvage; purine ribonucleoside salvage. The coding region runs from base 133 to 789 and encodes 218 amino acids. The transcript is spliced from 9 exons. The record is from RefSeq and is a predicted model, not a curated record. Gene Ontology annotation, molecular function: magnesium ion binding; hypoxanthine phosphoribosyltransferase activity. Lineage: Eukaryota; Metazoa; Chordata; Actinopteri; Siluriformes; Clariidae.
GUGCGGAAGCCCCAGAGUGUGUCCUGCAGCAGAGCGCGUUGAGCUUGCUCUUCCCGGGUAAUAAAAAAGGACAAACCGGGUUGCAGUGGAACGAGUAAAGGCGGUGAAUUUUACACGGCUGACGGUUUGGCCAUGGCGUCUAGCAAUUCCUGUGUGGUGAUCGGUGAUGAUGAACAGGGUUAUGAUCUUGAUCUCUUCUGCAUACCAAAGCACUAUGCUUCUGACCUGGAACGUGUCUAUAUACCUCAUGGACUAAUCAUGGACAGGACUGAGCGACUGGCCAGAGAAAUCAUGAAGGACAUGGGGGGACACCACAUUGUUGCCCUCUGCGUGCUCAAAGGAGGCUACAAGUUCUUUGCAGACCUGCUGGACUAUAUCAAAGCACUGAACCGCAACAGUGAUCGCUCCAUUCCAAUGACUGUGGACUUUAUUCGCCUCAAAAGCUACCAAAAUGACCAGUCUACAGGCGAUAUUAAGGUCAUUGGUGGAGAUGAUCUGUCCACUCUCACAGGGAAGAAUGUCUUGAUUGUUGAGGAUAUAAUUGACACUGGGAAGACGAUGCAGACAUUGUUAGAACUCCUCAAGCAGUACAAUCCAAAAAUGGUAAAGGUUGCCAGUUUACUUGUGAAGAGGACUCCAAGGAGUGUUGGCUACAGACCUGAUUUUGUAGGAUUCGAGGUCCCUGACAAAUUUGUGGUGGGCUACGCACUAGAUUACAAUGAGUACUUUAGAGAUUUAAAUCAUAUCUGUGUCAUCAGUGAAACAGGAAAAGAGAAGUACAAAGCUUGAGGUGGUCUGCACCUCCUCCUUCUAGCUGUGCAUAAUUUUUACGGAUGACCAUUUAAUAAUACAUCUGGAUUGUCAUUUUAACAAGUGCUGUUUGCUGCAGACACAGCUCCUUUUUUUCAGGAGUGAAAAGUGCAGAGACGUAGUUCCUUUCAAGGCAUGAUGGUUCACUCGUACUGUGAUCCCAAGCUUUUCUCGGCUGAAUCACAGAUGUAUUUUUGUUUGAAUGUAUUCAACUAGAAAAAGAAAAAAUAUAUAUAUAUGGUAGUAUAUUCCUUUAAUUUAUUUUGUAUAAUUUUUAAAUAAUUGCCCUUUUUUUCUAUGUUCAAGAUUAACUUUAUGCAGCUUGAUUGGAGAGCUUACAGCCUUAAGAGCUUAAAUUUAAGAGCUUAAUUGAUCAGAUUAAUCUCGUCUUUGCUCAUUGAACAAAAAUGCAUUACUAGUCAAACUUCUCCACUUUAAAUGCCAUGAUAUGAACAAUCAAUUAACUUUUUUUCUUUUUUAAAAUAAUGUAAUUUUUAUGCACAAUUAUUUCUGGUUGUCUGGAUUUUAAAAUGAGAUGGACAGCUGUAUUAUGGAUCCAAAAAGAUGUUUGACCACAAUUAGAAUGUUUACCCUUUGUCUUUUUUUUUUAUUAUUAUUAUUGAACUCUGUUAUUAUGCUCUGUUUUUAUGAUAUGCUUUGCAUAUUACAGAUUAUUAAAGCUUCUGUAAGCACA